Lotus japonicus is the source of this 1170-nucleotide messenger RNA. RefSeq lists its product as uncharacterized. Lineage: Eukaryota; Viridiplantae; Streptophyta; Magnoliopsida; Fabales; Fabaceae. Gene Ontology annotation, cellular component: nucleus. The transcript is spliced from 5 exons. Gene Ontology annotation, biological process: maturation of SSU-rRNA from tricistronic rRNA transcript (SSU-rRNA, 5.8S rRNA, LSU-rRNA). The record is from RefSeq and is a predicted model, not a curated record. The coding region runs from base 284 to 892 and encodes 202 amino acids.
UUCAAUUCUGUAACCUAAUUUCCUAGUUCCUACGUUUUUCACCUCUACGAUUGCCCAUCGCAGCUCGUCCAUCUCCGCCGCCGGCGUCGGCGUUUUCCACCGCCACUCCGUCAUCAGUUCAACGCCGAAGAGUGGAUUCGAAGCCUCAAAACGGUGCUGAGUUGGAGCCAAGGGUACUCUCUUUGUGUAGUGGAAAGGUAUUGCAGUUGAAAUUCACAAUAUCAAUUCCAAGGUUCACGAUUUUGACAGUGAUCACUCGGAGGCAUUACAGCGGCAGAGAGAAAUGGACGGUUUGAGGGUUUUGCAAGGUGACGCGAUAAGAGUUUUCAAUGAAGGGAUUGGUUUGGUUCUGAGUCGGUGGUCGGCGCUUCAAACAGCCGUUGAGAACGAAUGGGGUGGCCGUGAUUCCAAGCUCAAAGCUCAUCAACUCGCCGAUGACGUGCUUUCUUGGUUCACGAAAUCCAAAGAGCCGCGUUAUAUCGAUGACCUCGAAGCCAUACUUGAUGAAGGCAUGCUUUCACUAAACGUAGAGGUUGAGGAUGGAAGCGUCGAAGAGGUAGCUGAAAAUCUGAUGGUUAUGCAUGAAGAAUGCUUAGAAGGUAAUUUUAGGUCUAUUGAGAUUCUCAAGGAAGCCAAUCUUAAACAAGCUGCUCAUCCUCGUGUAGCACAGAUUGUCAAUGAUGAUGAAGAUGAAGAUGAAGACGAUGAUAAUGAUGAAAACAUCAUUGGGGCUAGUAACUCUUCAAACAUGGAUGUGGACAUUCCAAAAUCUGAAUCAGACAUGAAUUCAGUAAACAGGCCAGUUAAUGGGACUCUUCCAAAGGUUGCAGCUGAAGCUGAUGAUGAAUGGACUGUUGUUUCAAACAGGAGAAAUAAGGGUAGAAAAAAUUAGAUGAAUAAACAAUUAAAAUUUUCUUUUUUAAGUAUAUGUAGUCUUUCUAUGUUUUCUUGUGCCUUUUCAGUUAUUGCAAACCUUCCUAGGGUGUGUAACUAUGUAUCUGAAAAUUUUGUUUCUUAUUUAAAGGAAUCCAUCUUGUGAGGUCUUUAGAGAUGAAGUGGAUGAACACGUAUUUGGGGACACUCUACAAAACUUGUUUUUUUCUUUUAUCUAUUAGACAUUGUAUGUUUUUUUCUCAGAUAUUAUUUGUCCGACUCUGCCUACUUUUGUUA